CCAACCACCAAAAGCGCAUUACUUACAUCACGGCUAUUGAUCUAUAGUACUUGCAUUGUCGUAAAUUUGUCCGGAAGGGGUCAUCAGUCAACAAUAAAUCAGUAUUGUUUUUGUCCACAUCGUUCAAGCGACUUUCUACUUUCUCACACCCUCAAAAUGUUCAACGACAUCACGCAGCCUCCGCCACCACUACCAACCGCGGCCCUCCGAACCCUGAGCAAAGGCGUGUCCAUACUAUCCCCACUGACUCGCAGAGGGCACGGCCCAGGUGUUAUCUUGCUUGUCCCAGACUCCGACGCAUCCACCAAGAUCAUAGAAGGAGUUCCAUCACAUCUCGUCAAAUGGGCCGAGGAAGGCUAUGCUGUUGUUGAGAUCCAGCAGCAAGCGCUACAAAAUAAUACCAAGGAUGCACUGAGCCAAGCAAUCGAUGCGCUAAAGCGACUUGAAACGUGUACACCCAAAGAGAAGAUUGGAGUUGUUGCAUAUGAUCCCACAUGCUGGAGCCUUGCCGCAGAGACAGUGAACAGUGUCUCUGAAGUUGCGGCCACAGUCGUGUACGCGGAUAUUGCUCAGCACAACUCCAUUGCUGUGUCCAGAAGUCCAUCCAUCUACCAUUUAGCAGGCAAAGGGAGUGACAGACCAUUGAGGUCGGAGAAUUUGACCGUGUACUACUAUCCAGAAGUACAGUCCUACACUUUUGCCAUUCCCUUCCAGAAAACCUUCCAUUAUGGUCAGGAGGCGUUAUCACAUACCAGAAGCCUCACACAUCUCAAAAAACGGAUGGAUGGCCCUUGGUUCGAUCUCGAGCUCAUCUGGGAAGAGCACACCUACUACGAAUUCGCUGAUCGCUCUGUUGAGCACACCAUGAGCACGAUGGUUCAAGAGCCAUACGUCAACCAUGUUCCGACUCUCACGGGUGGUGUAGGCCGAGCCUCUUUGACUAACUUCUACGCCCACAACUUUAUAUUCAACAACUCCGCGGACACAAGUCUUGAGCUUACUAGUCGAUCAAUUGCUAUUGAUCGCGUAAUCGACGAAUUCAUCUUCACUUUCACUCACGAUCGCGAGCUCGACUGGCUCCUCCCUGGAGUUCCACCAACCAACCUUAAAGUUGAGGUCCCAUUUAAUGCUGUGGUGAACAUUCGGGGUGAUCGCCUGUACCAUGAACAUAUAAGCUGGGACCAGGGCACGGUCUUGCGGCAACUGGGUCUGCUGCCAGAGUAUCUACCCUUCCCGUACGCACUGCCAGACGGGAUGACUCCUGCGCCUGGCAAGCGAAUUGAAUAUCGUGUACCAGUGGCUGGUACGGAUGCAGCAGACAAGUUGAGGGAUAGGAACUCGGUGCCGUCUAAUCAGAUGUUUGAUUUUAAGAUCAGGGAAGUUUAG
Molecule: messenger RNA, 1386 nt
Organism: Paraphaeosphaeria sporulosa
Lineage: Eukaryota; Fungi; Ascomycota; Dothideomycetes; Pleosporales; Didymosphaeriaceae
Exons: 4
Coding region: 157-1386 (409 amino acids)
Biological process (GO): polyketide metabolic process
Source: RefSeq, a predicted model, not a curated record